Acipenser ruthenus (sterlet) is the source of this 1706-nucleotide messenger RNA. RefSeq names its product E3 ubiquitin-protein ligase RNF182-like. The record is from RefSeq and is a predicted model, not a curated record. The transcript has a single exon. The coding region runs from base 256 to 951 and encodes 231 amino acids. NCBI's taxonomy places the organism in Eukaryota, Metazoa, Chordata, Actinopteri, Acipenseriformes, Acipenseridae.
UUUUUUUUAAUCUCUCAAAACAGAACGCAUGAAAAGGCUUUCCAAAUGGAACUGCUCACUUUUUGCUGCAUACGCCACUAUAGCUGCAAACCAAAGCAGAGAUAGUGUGUGAAGAGAUUUUCAGUAAUCUGUACAUACUCUUGCUAUUCUGGGAUGGUCUGUCCUUCCUCUAGCUGACCCAGGAUGUAGUUUCAGCAUUUCUUUUUUGAUCUCUUUUAAGCAAUCUUCACAAUCACUGGCCAGUUCUUGGAGGAGAUGGUGGACACCAGCAUUACAUCGGAAAUGGAGUGCAAGAUCUGCUACAAUUUCUACAACCUGAUGGACAGGAGGCCCAAGGUCCUGGAGUGCUGUCAUCGGAUGUGCAGCAAGUGCCUGUACAAGAUCAUCAAUCUCAGGGAAUCCCCACAGAAUGACAUCAUCUGCCCUUUUUGUCGAUAUGAGACUAGUCUGUCAGAUAAAGCAGUGAAUAGCCUUCCUGACGACCACAACAUUGUGGCCACUCUGAGCCUUGGGGUGAGGACCAAGAGGUAUUUGCAAGAGAAUUCGGCUGAACUGCUGCUGAGCCCAAAGAUAUCAACCUCCUUUGUGAACCCUUCAGACAGCUCUUCAAACUGUCUGGUCAUUACCAUCAUGGAGGUCCAAAGGGAGGCUGCCCCUGCUGUGGGAGUUUACAGACCCUCUAGUUUCAACACCAAUGCUACAGCGUCUGGCUGGUGGACCGUGUGGAACUGCGCUUCUGUGUUCUGCCAGACAUUGGCAUGGAUACUUAUUUGGUUACUCUGUCUGUUAUACUUAAGCUCCUUGCCUCUUGGGAUUUACCUGUUGAUCAAUCAGAAAAUUAAUUUGGGGAUCAUAUUUGUGAGCAUAGUCCCAUCUACCCUUGUCAUAGUUAUGGUAUAUGGGUUCUGUCAAUGGUUGUGUCAUAAAUUUCUGAACUGUAUAUCUUCAUGAUAAACAAUAUACUGGGGUCUAUUGUCAUGGUCUAAACAGAGAUGGAUGUAAAUAUUGCCACACUAUAGUAUAUUAAACCAUCUUCUAAGUACUUUAUUUUUAGUUUUAGAAGUUGUUAGUAGAUCUGUCGCUGUUCUGUAUCUGAUAUAAAUGUAUAGCAAAUUACUGGGGAAAUGUACCUUGGUAAUCUUUGAGGUAGGGUCUUUUUUAAGAUAACAUUGUAUUUAGUUAAUUUUUAGAAAUAAUUUGUAAAAAUAUACAAAUAUGUUCUGGGUAAAUGUAAGACCUAAUUAAGCAGAACAACCUUGAAGGGAAUACAUUUACACAAAACAGCCUUACUCAUCAGUAAACUCUGUUACCAUCUGACCCAGAGUAUCAUACGGGAUACAGAACCACCCUUUGUUGUUGCAAGGUGCUGCAGCCUGCUUUCCAGGAUAAGCAGAUGUUACCAUUUGUUAACAUCUGUAUGAAUAUAAUAUAUCUGUUAUUAGUUAAAGAUAGCUUAACCACACAAAUACAAAAAAAAUGUAUCUACUUUUUGGUAUUAAAAUGUUUAUUUUUGAUUAAGACAAUUAUUUAUUAUUUUUAAUGUUAGUGGGCAAAUGGAGAAUUAAUUGUGGUGCUUCCAUGUAAAUAACAGCUUGAUGCUAUUUUAUCUGUACAAUGUCAAGAUACAUCAAUAGCAGUUAAUAUUGUGUGCACAAAGAAACUGAAUGACAUUUCACUGUAAAACAGUAAAGUAAUUUUCCAGUGUU